AUGGACCCGAUUCAAGAAGCGAUUGCAGAAAUUGAACCGCACGAACCAGGAGAGCAGUUUCCGUACCUUCAAGAUAGCCAAGGGAUACUCAAUACAGCCAAUGGAGACUUCUUCCCGCUCUUCUGGAGGUCCUUUGAAGCAACUGGUAUACACUCACCCAACUCAGAGGUUGUACUCGAAAAGUUUGCUAAGGAGAGAUCAGAGUCAGAAGGCAAUUCGACCUCUCUACUUUCCAGCGAGGAUUGGCUCAAGCUGAAGUUAAUUGUACGCCGUGAGGUGAAGGAUCAGAGCAGCAAGGACGUUAAGAAGCUUCAACGAAGUUUGCACCACAUUGCAACACAAAAUAAACUCCUCCUCGGCGAAGUUAGACGCCUCAGGCAGUCCCUAGCCAUCAAGAAGAGGCGAGAAACCAAAUCCUAUACCCUACAGCUUAAGGAUCAUCCUAAGUAUUAUCGAGGAGCUGUUUGGUCUCCCAAAAGCGUGAAAAGAGCUCGGGAUGAUAGGGUAUCACAACAACAACAAGCCGCGAAGAGUGUUAAGCGGGAGAAACGUCAGGAGGAGAAGAGGAAGGAGGACGCUGCAAAACUGGCCAAGAAAAGACACCAGGAGCUCAUUAAGGGAAGGCUUUUUCGGCCAACCCCAAGUACUAUUCGGCCAACCCCAACAGAUCAGACGAGAUGGAAGGUCCCUGAGGCACCAAAAUGCGGUCAGAAUAAUUUAGUUUAUCGACACCUUUAG
Molecule: messenger RNA, 738 nt
Organism: Alternaria arborescens
Lineage: Eukaryota; Fungi; Ascomycota; Dothideomycetes; Pleosporales; Pleosporaceae
Exons: 1
Coding region: 1-738 (245 amino acids)
Source: RefSeq, a predicted model, not a curated record